This is a messenger RNA of Cuscuta europaea, 1463 nucleotides long. The record is from the annotation of a GenBank genome assembly. Lineage: Eukaryota; Viridiplantae; Streptophyta; Magnoliopsida; Solanales; Convolvulaceae.
UAUUUUAGGUAUGUAAAUAAGAAUAAAAUUACAAAUUUACCCUUACUUUUAUUUUUUCCCGAUUAACUUAGAUUACUUUUAUUUUUUCCCAAUUAACUUAGAGAUAACUACUUUUAGAAAGAUGGACAAAAGUGUAAAAAACAAACAUCAUUUAUUCUCAUUACUUAAUCCUUAUGCCGAUCAAAGUUUGCAGUUCAAUUCGAGAUAUGGAGUAUAUUACCCCGUAUUAAUACAAUAAACACAUGGAGUACUUUUAUAGUAUUAUCUUAGAUCAAACUUCAAUUAUUGCGUUUUAAACCCUUGAUUGGAAAUUUUAUAUCCUCACCUCCGCCUGCCCUUCAGAAAAUAUACAAAUUAUAGCUGCAAUUAUAAUAUAAUAAUCCAGUACUGGACAAAAUUAAAGGGCUAUUACAGUAAAAAGGGAAAAAGACAGACGUGACGACCGACGUUCAACAUCGUUAUUAUUAGACACUGACGUAACAGCUGCGAGAGAGCUGAUACUUCACGGCGCUUCCGACCGCUAUACCGCCGUUUUUGGCGGAGUUGCCAAAGGGUAUGUAAGCCGGGCAGGUGACAUGGAGGUGGUACCGCCCCGUGACGAUAGUCCCGACUCUCCACUUGACGCGGCCGUUAAUCUUGAUGGUGAUCGAGAUGGCGCCGACAUCCUGGUCCUGACGGAGAUUGGGGCCGUUGAACGGCGCGAUGGGGACGUUGUUCCCGGAAAUAAACGGCGACCAGAGGUUCGUGUCCUUGUGGCCCUGGUAAACGGACGGGAUGACGGUGUAGUAGGUGAUCUGCUGGUCAUGGUAGGUGGCGUAGACGUCGAGGUUGUCGUAGUAGAUUCCGAUGCGGCGGUUGGGGUUGUGGGAGGAGACGGUGACCUGGAUGGUGGUGGAGAAGAUGUUGGGGGCGGAGACGUUGUAGUUGAAGAUGGUGGCGUCCUCGAGGAUGAAGUGGGGCUUCCUGGGCUGGAGAAUGGCCCAGAUGAGGAGGACGAGGAGGAGGACGACGAGGAUGAGACUGGCCAAACAGCCGCACAAUCUCUGGAUUGACUUCUGCCGCUGCUCGCCGUGGAUGUCGCACUCCUUGUGCGUCAUGGCCGGAUUACAAGGCGGGUAGAUCUCAGUUGUUUUUGGUCACCGGAAUUAGGCGGCAGCGGCGGAGAUGGAGGGAGCUAGGCGGAAGUGAGAUAAUUAGAGAGAAGGAAUGGUGGGUAUGGUGGAGAAUUGAAUGGAGGGCUGUAUGGAUGCAUAUCUAUAGGAAGGGCUCACUCUUUGUGGACCUUUUGUCCCCACUAUGCUGCUCACUUUUCUCUUCUCACAGUAACUCUUUUAUUGCUAAAAAAGAUGACAUUUUAUUCCUAAAUUUUCAUUUUCCUUUUCGUCUCAUAUGUAUGUACACUACAUUUUCAAAUUUAAAAUGUCAUUAUUUUAAUAUGAUAAUGUCAUUAUUCAUAUGAAAAG